AUGUCACCACGCGCGGGGAUAAAUCCUCUGCAGACGACUGAAAUUUGUUGUAACACCCUCCCACCAAGCGGCAACCGGCAAAGAAUCCGGGCCAUUAGAGGGGGGGAAAGCGAGCCACGGAGGCACUCGGAGCACAGCGUAUUCGACGAAGGACGUGACGGCGACUCGACGACGACGACGACGACGUCUAAUCCAAAUCUAACCUCAAAAAUCAGCGGUGCCGCCGUGGCACACGGCACACGGCACAAAUGGCCAAUGGCAGAAGCGGCACACACGGCACAGACACCUUACUGCCAUAACGUCCGGAAUCGAAAAACGGAGAGCGCAGUGGCCGUCGGAGAAUUUCGUCACGGCACCAGGUCCAAGAACGGCACGCGGCACAAACGGCACACGGCACAGCCUGGCACAGGGCACAAACGGCACAGUCCAAAACGGCACACGGCGCCCGGCACAGUCGAGAAGGGGCACGGCUGGAGAACGGCACGGUCUGAAAAUGAGUGUGCGGUGAAUGGCACACGACACACGGCACGCACGUGUUCCGUGGCACAAGGUCCGCGGCACUCCACGGCACGACACAGCCAUGUUGGUGCCAGAACGGCCAAAAUCGAAGGUUGGACGGGAAGUCGGUCGUUGGAAAUUCUGGAAACGGCACGCGGCACAACGGAACGCGGCACAAACGGCACAAUCCAAAAACGGCACAGGGCACAGUCAAAAACGGCACAGCUGAAAGUGGGUGUGCCGUGGCGGAACGCGGCACGCGGCACAGUCGCGGGGGACGGCACAGCACGAAAACGGCACACGGCGCACAAAGGCCCGCAAUAUAUGGUCCACAGACGCCUGGAACAGCCCACGGGCUACCAAUAUACCGCGCAUAUAUUUUAUUUUGAAAAGACGACCCCGCUAUUCCUAACAAUCCCGGUCCGCCACGUAGUAUUUUCGGCAGAUUCACAAACCUUCACACGUGUUUCGAUAUAUAUAAAUAAGUCAACCCUCAGGGUGAACGAGUGCGUUCCACCAGAAAAAGAUUUUUUUUCUUUUUGGAACUCGUUAACAGCCCCCGCGGGCGUGUAG
Molecule: messenger RNA, 1071 nt
Organism: Nannizzia gypsea CBS 118893
Lineage: Eukaryota; Fungi; Ascomycota; Eurotiomycetes; Onygenales; Arthrodermataceae
Exons: 4
Coding region: 1-1071 (356 amino acids)
Source: RefSeq, a predicted model, not a curated record